AUGGCUUCAUUACGCCCGUCUGCUUCCUCUCGUGCUCUCUUGGUGGAGAUCCAGUCUACUGCUGGGCUCCGUGCGACUAAGAAACGGCCGCAAAGCGACCACAGGCUGCAACGUAGCCCGCUUCAACGUCGCCACCGCUGUCACCGCCACUACCGUCACCUCCAUCGUCGCCGUCGGCUGUUGGUUCUCCUGCGGCUUCGCCUGCUUCUGUUCUGUCGGCUGGUUCUCACCGUCUCCGUUGAACACCGCGCCAUCAUCACCUCUGGACGACGCUUCGGUGGCGUCGGACGUGUCUGGCGAGUCGAUUAUAAACCACCUGAAGGAACUGCAUUGUGGUCCGCUUUUCGGCAGCUCAAGCGAAAAGUUAGAGGAGGACGACUCGGAGGGUCUGCGCGCGGCACGUCCGCCAUCCCCCCUCCAUCAGCGAGUGGUCUGUUUGAUGGUGACAGCGAUGAGGAGACCGAGCCUGUUGGUGGACUCAAUCGCCUGAGGCGUAGUACCGACUCUGGUGACUGGCACCCGUACGCCUUGCCUCCUGUCCCGGCGAAGCAUCCUGCGAAUGGCCGUACCGAUCACUACGAUCCAUCAGCACCUUCCGAUUACUCCGUUCCAGUCAACGUUGAGCAGCUGCAUAACGCUCGUGGCGAAUAUCCGCAUCGGUGCUUUCUCGUGGAAUGGCAAGUUACGCCGCUUCAGUUGGAUCUGAGCCCUGGUGUAUUCGCCAAUUAUUACAAGAAGUAUUUCGCGUGUCGUGACCAGGCUUCUCCUGCUGCUUCAUGGACGCGUUUCGAGCGGCGCUUUAUCUCCUUGGUGACCCUGGUCUUGCAUCCACGGCUACUAAACUAUGAGUGGACUUUGAGCGUGAACAUCCAGGCACUGUCGACGGAGUUUUUCAGUUCAUUUGAUGCUUCAUACACGAAUGUGGAACGGUUCCAGACGUUUGUUCAAACACUGCGUGAGGGAGUGUAUCUCACGAGUAUUGGUGAUGGCCUCGUCGGACACUGCGUUGUUAUUCGCGCGAGGGGUCCAGAUACAGCCGUCUCUGUACUGGAUGGAGUCGAACCGCCUGUGACCCCGGAACCUUUGACAAACUUGGAGCGUCUCGACAAGGUCAAGUGGAUGGGAUUGAUGAAGCUGAAUCCAGGGUACCGUUGCCGCCGCGGCAAAUGCAAUGCCAAAUCGAAUGAAAGCUCGCAGCGAGAAAAAGCAGCGGAAGUUGUAGGGGGUGUAAUGCGGGAAUACAUGUAG
This is a messenger RNA of Phytophthora nicotianae INRA-310, 1248 nucleotides long. RefSeq lists its product as hypothetical. The coding region runs from base 1 to 1248 and encodes 415 amino acids. NCBI's taxonomy places the organism in Eukaryota, Oomycota, Peronosporomycetes, Peronosporales, Peronosporaceae. The record is from RefSeq and is a predicted model, not a curated record. The transcript is spliced from 4 exons.